UAUUCAUCGGACAGUAAUGGAACAAUCGACGAAUGAAUUUUCUUAAUUACAUGCACAUCGUGUAUGCGCAAUCGAGAAACGUGAAAAUAAUUCAUGAUUGAUAUGCGUACGGUCUUAAAAGAGACAUUUCUCUCACUAAAUUGAUACUUCUCUAACUGGAUACUUAUAGGGAUUUCAGUGAAAUUUUUCUUUUAACUAAUUUGUAAUCCCCCAUUCCAAAGAAUAAUUCAAGUUAAAUAUUAAAGCUCGCGCUACCUAUUCUAACCGUCAAUUAUCUCCUCGGUUUUUUUCUAAUUUACAUUACUGCUUUGAUAAUGUAAUAUCCUUAUAAAAAUUUGUUGUAGCGGUUUAAUGCGUGUCGGUAAAGCAGAUUAAUUUAUGUUAGUUAUAAGUGGCGCUGUUAGGCCUUGGAGAUAUCUUUUCGUUUCUUUUGUUUUAGUUUUAUGUGUGGCGAGCGCCUUUGUCUUUCUUAGCGGUUCAAUUAUAUUUCAGACCUCGUGCAAUUAAAGUUGAUUUAGUUGUUCUAACGAGCCUAUCUUAUUUUCUCUCUCACAUCACUUAUAGUGUUAUCAAAAAUUAAUAAAACUGAUGAAAUAAUAUAACACGCGUAAUGGAUUAAAUUAUCGCAGUGAUAUAUGCGAUGACAGCGCAUAUAUAUUGAAAUGAUUAGAAUAUGAUUUACAAAUGACUAAAAUAUAAUUUGCAUUCAUUAUCGUCCCAUUUUACACUGAUUUAACAUAAAGCGAACAAUUUUUCGCUACGUAAUGGCUCUGCAGCAAUUAUUUAUACGAGUGCUCAUAACUAAAAAAUGAUAGUAUUCGAAAACGCAAAAUGCGGACGGGUAUUAGCGCAAUAUGUAUAAUUGUGAUCUUACGGCUAUUGGCGAAUGCCGAAAGGAUUCUUAUUCUUACGGGGGCACCGUUUUUUAGUCAUCAAGUGGUUCAUCGUGCGUUCAAUUUAGCCCUACACAAGCGCGGGCACGAGUUGGUCGUGCUCACCGCGUCUCCGUUAAGGGAUCCGACGUUAAAGAAUUACACAGAAAUUGAUGUGUCGGAUGUUUUUUUGAUCGGAGUUACGAAGGAUUACAAUGACAGAAGAUGGAAAUCGUCGCAGAUGGAAUCGUGCAGACAAGCGUUUAUGACAGCGACCGAAAUCACCGCAAAAUUUUUCGACAAUCCAGAAUUCAAGAAGAUUUACAGACGCGACAACGGCGAAAAGUUCGACGCUGUUAUUGUAGAGGCGAUAAGCGACCUAUCGUUAUUCGCUGUAGCGCAUAGAUUUAAAGCUCCCCUCAUAGGAAUCAUGUCUUUGGGCAUUCAUAAUUAUCAGCGAUAUAUCUUUGGUAGUCCCAUGCUUCCGUCACACCCAUCAACUUGGGAAAUUAAUACGCUGGUCGAGGGAAACCCAUCGUUCUGGCAAAGACUGCAAAACUUUAUCGACGUAUGGAGCUACCUCUAUUACUGGACUCACAAUAAUGCGAUCACGGAGCAGAAAAGAGCUGAGGAAUAUUUCGGAAGUGAUACACCAAAUGUCGUCGAUAUAGUAAAAAAUAUGAGCAUUUUGCUGGUCAAUGAGAAUCCGGCGCUCACAUAUGCAAGACCGGAGCAGCCAAACGUGAUAUUCUUUACCGGUUUUCACAUACAGAAAACACCUCCAUUGCUACCGGAAGACUUGAGACAAUUCCUUGAUGAUGCAACGGAAGGAUUUAUUUACGUGAGCCUCGGAACUACUGUCAGUUGUGACAACUUGCCGACAGAAAUUGUAGGAAACUUCAUCCAAGUAUUUUCAAAGUUACCUUAUAAAAUAGUUUGGAAAUACGAAUGCGACGAAUUGCCAGGAAAGCUCGAUAAUGCAUUUAUUUCAAAAUGGUUCCCGCAGCAGGGUGUACUCGGUAAAAUUAAAACUCAUCACAACAUCAGGCUGUUUAUUUAUCAGGGUGGGUUACAGAGUACCGAGGAAGCUAUUCAUUAUGCGGUCCCACUUUUAGGAAUUCCCAUUAUGUUCGAACAGGCAAGUCGAAUUCAACGAUUGGCCUCAUUAGGGGCGGCGAUUUUUCUCAAAUUAAACGAAUUAAGCAAGGAACGCCUUAACACGGCCAUUCAUCAGAUUUUGAACGAUAAAAGUUAUAAAGAGCGGAUGGCAUAUCUAAGCGAGCUAUCCAAGGAUCAACCGUACGACAGUCUUGAGAAUGCCAUAUGGUGGGUAGAAUACGUAAUGCGUCACAAGGGGAUAAGUCACCUGCGAUUCAGCGAAAGCGACAAGCCGUGGUAUCAACGAUACGAUAUGGACAUCAUUGGGUUUCUCGCUGUUAUGACAUUCGUCGCGUUCCUUAUUUCUUUUUACACUAUAUUUCGAAUUUUGCGUUUUAUUUACCAUUAUUAUCAGAUCCCCUGUCAUAAUUUUCAGUAUAGUAAUGCCAAAUCAAAGAUACAAUUCUUACACAAACGCGGGCACGAAUUGGUGAUCGUCACAACGGCUCCAUUAAAGGAUCCGACAUUAAAGAAUUACACAAAAAUUGACGUAUCGUACGGUUUUUCAAUAAUCACGGAGUACAACGACGCAAAAUGGAAAAUAUCGCAGAUGGAAUCGUGCAGACAGGUGUUUACAAUAACGACCGAGUUCAUGGGGACAAUUUGGGAUAAUCUUGAAUUCAAGAAGAUUUACAGACGCAACAGCGGCGAGAAAUUCGACGCGAUUAUGAUGGAACCGAUUUGCGAUCUGUCGCUAUAUAGUAUGGCGCACAGAUUUAACGCUCCCCUCAUAGGACUCACGCCUAUGGGUUUUCAUAAUUUUCAACGAUAUAUCUUUGCUAGUCCUAUGCUUCCGUCACACCCGUCAAAUUGGGAAGUUAACACGCUAGUCGAGGGAUACCCGUCGUUCUGGCAAAAACUGCAAACUUUCAUUGACGUGUGGGGAUACCUGUAUGCCUGGUCACACCAUGUGGUCACGGCACGGAAAAGGGUUGAGAAAUACUUUGGAAGUGACACGCCGGACCCCAUGGACAUAGCAAAAAAUAUGAGCAUCGUACUGGUCAAUGAAAACCCGCUAUUCGCGUAUGUCAGACCGGAGCAGCCAAACGUGAUAUACUUUUCCGGCUUUCAGAUACAGAAAACACCCCCAACGCUGCCAAAAGUAUUUUGGAAAUACGAGUGCGACGAAUUCCCAGGAAAGCUCGACAAUAUAUUUAUCUCAAAAUGGUUUCCGCAUCAGGGCAUACUCGCUCAUCACAACAUCAGGCUGUUUAUUUAUCAAGGUGGAGUGCAUAGUACUGAGGAAGCUAUCCAUUACGCGGUCCCACUUUUAGGAAUUCCCAUUAUGUUCGAACAGGCAAGUCGAAUUCAACGAUUGGCCUCAUUAGGGGCGGCGAUUUUUCUCAAAUUAAACGAAUUAAGCAAGGAACGCCUUAACACGGCCAUUCAUCAGAUUUUGAACGAUAAAAGUUAUAAAGAGCGGAUGGCAUAUCUAAGCGAGCUAUCCAAGGAUCAACCGUACGACAGUCUUGAGAAUGCCAUAUGGUGGGUAGAAUACGUAAUGCGUCACAAGGGGAUAAGUCACCUGCGAUUCAGCGAAAGCGACAAGCCGUGGUAUCAACGAUACGAUAUGGACAUCAUUGGUAUAGUAAUGCCAAAUCAAAGAUACAAUGACAUCUGUGUAUCGCAAUCUGUGUAUCUGUGUGAUCGCAACAAUCUGAGAAGCGGUAGUUUUCUGAAACACAAAAUGCGGACUGUUAUUAGCGCACUAUACGUGAUUUUAUUCCAAUUGCCGCUGCCGGCGAGUGCCGCAAGAAUCCUUAUCCUUACGGGCGCACCUUUCUUUAGUCAUCAAGUGGUUCACCGAUCAUUCAGUUUAGCUCUUCUCAAACGUGGACACGAGCUAGUGGUCGUCACCCCGUCUCCGUUAAAGGAUCCGACAUUAAAAAAUUACACGGAAAUUGACAUGUCGCACAUUUUUUCGAGGAUCACGGAUUACAAUGAUGCGAGAUGGAAAAUCUCGCAGAUGGAAUCAUGCAGGCAGAUGUUUAUGAUAACGAACGAGAUCGUCGCAAAUUUCUUCACUGUGCCGGAAUUCAAGAAGAUUUGCAGGAAAGACAAUAACGAAAAAUUCGACGCAGUUAUCAUAGAGGCGAUGAGUGACUUGUCUCUAUAUGUUUUGGCGCAUAGAUUUAACGCUCCACUCAUAGGAAUUUUAUCCCUGGGCAUUCAUAAUUACCAUCGAUAUAUCUUUGGUAGCCCUAUUCUCCCAUCGCAUCCGUCAAAUUGGGAAGUUAACACGUUGGUCGAGGGGAAUCUGUCGUUCUGGCAAAGACUGCAAAACUUCAUCGACGUAUGGAGUUACCUGUAUUAUUGGACUCAUCAUAAUGCGGUACGGAACGGGAUCGAGGAAAACUUCGAAAGUGACACACCAAACGUCAUCGACAUAGUAAAAAAUAUGAGCAUCUUCCUGGUCAAUGAAAAUCCGCUAUUCGCGUAUGCCAGACCGGAGCAGCCAAACGUGAUAUUCUUUACCGGUUUUCACAUACAGAAAACACCUCCAUUGCUACCGGAAGACUUGAGACAAUUCCUUGAUGAUGCAACGGAAGGAUUUCUUUACGUGAGUCUCGGAACCACUGUCAGCUGUCGCAACGUGCCGAAAGAAAUUGUAGGAAACUUCAUCCAAGUAUUUUCGAAGUUACGUUAUAAAAUAGUUUGGAAAUACGAGUGCGACGAAUUGCCAGGAAAGCUCGAUAAUGCACUUAUGUCACAAUGGUUCCCACAACAGGGUAUACUCGCUCAUCCCAACAUCCGGCUGUUUAUUUAUCAGGGUGGACAGCAGAGUACCGAAGAAGCUGUCCAUUAUGCAGUCCCACUUUUAGGAAUUCCCAUUAUAUUCGAACAGGCAAGUCGAAUUCAACGAUUGGCCUCGUUAGGGGCGGCGAUUCUUCUUAAAUUAAACGAAUUAAACAAGGAACGCCUCAACACGGCCAUUCAUCAGAUUUUGAAUGAUAAAAGUUAUAAAGAGCGGAUGGUAUAUCUAAGCGAGCUGUCCAAGGAUCAACCGUACGACAGUCUCGAAAACGCUAUAUGGUGGGUGGAAUACGUAAUGCGUCACAAAGGGAUAAGUCAUUUGCGAUUCAGCGAAAGCGACAAGCCGUGGUAUCAACGAUACGAUAUGGACAUCAUUGGGUUUCUCGCUGUUGUGGCAUUCGUCAUGUCCCUUAUUUCUCUUUACACUCUAUUUCGUAUUUUACGUUUCUGUUGCGGCUAUUAUCAACUCUAUAAGAAUAUUCACUAUCCAAACAUCAAAUUUAAAAUGCAAUAAUAUAUGCGUAUGUAACCAUACCGAUCUAAUUAAACUAUUUUUAACCAAUUUACUGUUUGCAUUACUUUAAAUCGCUUGAAAUCAUAUUGUAGAAAUCUUGAAAUACAGCUGAUUGAUUAGAAUAUUUAUGGAAUCUACUGAAUGUUCAGUAAAUUGUAAUAGGACAGUUAGCACAUCAAUUUUGUAUUAUAAGUUAUGUGCGGAAUAUGCGUAUGCUAUUGAGCAACAAUCAUAGAAAUAAAUGAUAGUUUAUUAACUUACCAUAUUUGGUGUCGGUCUGAAAAAUGACAAUUCUCUCAUUAAAUUUAGAGUAAACAGGACUAAACAGGAAACUGAUAUACGCAAAAAUAAAAUUUUUCUUC
This is a messenger RNA of Ooceraea biroi (clonal raider ant), 5660 nucleotides long. RefSeq lists its product as uncharacterized. Gene Ontology annotation, molecular function: UDP-glycosyltransferase activity. Lineage: Eukaryota; Metazoa; Arthropoda; Insecta; Hymenoptera; Formicidae. The record is from RefSeq and is a predicted model, not a curated record.